Bombus pascuorum is the source of this 5733-nucleotide messenger RNA. RefSeq lists its product as uncharacterized. NCBI's taxonomy places the organism in Eukaryota, Metazoa, Arthropoda, Insecta, Hymenoptera, Apidae. The record is from RefSeq and is a predicted model, not a curated record. The transcript is spliced from 2 exons. Bases 1 to 5733 code for a protein of 1910 amino acids. Gene Ontology annotation, molecular function: nucleic acid binding; catalytic activity; zinc ion binding.
AUGCACCUGAUGAAGAAGGAAGGAGGAAGGAGGAAGAAGAAGAAAGAGAAAAAAUAUGGAUAUAUGGAUAUGCAGGAUAACCAAGAAAUCGACGUUUACGGUGCAGGGGAGGGAUACCCCAGUACCGGCGCAGGAGUGGGUGGUCAAGCGGGCCCCACUGCGUCGUUAGCUAGCGACCGUGGCCGUGUGGGGGUGGGCCACCGGGCCCCCAUACGCGUAAACGCGUCCGGUGAAGAAAUGGAAGACGUCGCGAUGGAGGAGACCCGCGAGGGUGGGCCUCCCGCAAGGACAAAAGCGAACAACAUCGAAGCGGCAAAGAACCGCGGAAGAAGCGGGGAGAGAAAAGCGGAGAGGGCGGGACCCGUGGACAGGAGAAGAAGCAACAGCCGGGGAGGGAAACCGACACCGACGCCGUCGCUCGCCCCGCUCGCGGUCCCGUCAACCCCGCUUCCAACCGCAGCGGAGCACAGCGGCAACGUGUUCCAAACGUUCAAAAUCCCCAAGAACGUCAGGGACAAAGUGAAAGCGCAAGAUGGGCACAGGUCCAUAGACGGCUCGAUAGAGUCGUCUCGGAUGAGAAAGGAGUCGACCUCGGAUGGCAGAUCGGAGGACGAGGAGUCAAUGGCCUCGGUCACCGCGAGGGGCAAGAAGAGGAAAAUAACGAAAGUGACUCCAGAGGUGUCGGACCGAUUGAGGAACGUUAUCCAAGGGUCCUCACCGAGAGACGUGGACGCCGAAGUACGGCGACAUCAGGCCGAGGUCCUGAAGGUGGCGGCGACGUCCUCCAACCUCAAGGGGACGUACGUCAAAACCCUCAAGGACGCGGUCGAGUACACCGUCGCGGCAUGGUCCCACCAAACAACCACCUCCCGGGUGCCAGACUUCCUGGAAGAAAGGAAGAAGAGGGAGGCGCUGGAAAGAGAGGUGGAAAGCCUGAAGAGGAGGAACGAGGAGUUGGAACAAAGGAUAAAUAGGUUCCUGAAAGGCACGGCCGAGACAGCGGCGCCGUCCCCGACGGAGGCGCAGGCUCCCCGGAGCAGCGGGAGGGCCAAGGACGACAUCGCAUCGGAAAUAGAGAUGCUAAAGAAGUCGAUAAGCAGCCUCGGCCCAUCCCUGUUGGGGACCCUGAGGGAAGAGCUCAGGGAAGCCCUCAGGGGAACGAGCCUGCCGAGACAAGCGACAGGAGGGAAUAUCAGCGGCGACAAAGAGCGGACGACGAUGCCGCGGACGGCGGGCCCGAAGCCUCCCCAACAAUCCCCGCAAUCCUCCCAACCCUCUCAACAGCAAGCGGGACAGGGACAGGAGACGGACGGGGAAUGGAGGACCAUGGUCUCGCGGAAGGCGAGACGGAAGGCCAGGGAACAGAGGAGGAAAGAAGCGGGCCACGGCGCCCCCCUCCCCAUAGCGCCACAAACAAACAGGACGAGAUCGGCGGUGGGACCAGCCGGGCAACCGCCAAGGACGACCCCGGCCGCAUUAGGUGGAGGGGAAAGGAGGAGAGAAGGAAACGGAGAGAAGAAGGCAGGAGCCCAACCGGCGAAACGGACGUACGCGACGGUGGCGGGCAGGGCGGGAUCGGCGGUCGUGCGGCCAGCACUCCGACCCCCCCCAACGUCAUCGGCGGUAACGCUCACGCUGAGGGAAGGGGCUCCGAAGACGUACGAGGAGAUCCUGGCGGAGGCGAGACGGGACAAGACCCUCCAGAAAUGCGGACUGGAGUACGUCCGAACGAGAAAGGCGGCGACCGGGGCCAUGGUGAUCAAUAUCCCGGACGACGCCGGCAUGAGCAAGGCCACGCAGUUGGCGUCGCGAUUAGCCGGGGUAUUGGACCCCUCCACCGUCAGAGUAUCAGUCCCGGUACCGACGGCCGAGAUCAAAUUGGUGGGGGUCGAUAUAUCCCUGAACGAGGAGGAACUGCUGGAGGAGCUGUCCAGGGCGGCGGACUGCCAGCCCCGCGACGUCAGAGCAUGGAACGCGGGAACAUCUAGAAGCGGCAUGGGGAUAUUCUACGCCAAGUGCCCCGUGGCCGGAGCCCGUAAACUGGCUCAAGCGGGGAGGGUCACACUGGGGUGGACCAGGGCAAAGGUGAUCGCACUCCCCAGGAGACCGCUCCAGUGUUUCCGAUGCCUGGAGGUGGGCCACAUGGCGGCGAUGUGCGUCUCCCCGGUGAGAAGAACCCACCUGUGUUUCCGGUGCGGAGAAGAGGGGCACAGGGCGAGGAACUGCACGGCCGCAUCGCCGAGGUGCCCCAUCUGCGAGGCAAAAGGAGCCCCGUCAAAACACAGGAUGGGAAGCGCGGCGUGCAAACCACCGGAGGUAGGACCAUCCGGAAGGAGAAGGGCGCGGAGAACGGCGAUGGCCAAGGCAGCAGAGGCCACGGCGACAACCACGAGCAAGGGCGUCACCGGAGCCGCGGAGCAGGCCAGCCUGUCGGGCAACCCACCAGUCGGAGGGAAGGAUAGCACCAUCGGAUGUAACUUGGGCAGAGCCGGAAGGGCCCAGGACCUGCUCUACCAGUCCAUCCGGGAGAGCAGGACCGACGUGGCGGUGGUGGCGGAGCCGUACAACAUCCCCGCAUCCCCCCAAUGGGCGGGAGAUCUAAGCGGAUGGGUCGCCAUCACUUGGCCGUGUACCUCGGGAGUCUCCGGGCGAAUCGCGGAAAGAGGCAACGGGUUCGUGGCGGUCGAAUGGACGGACCUCGUGGUGGUGGGGGUAUACAUCUCUCCCAACUGCGACAUCCGGGCGUUCGAGGACCUACUGGACGAGAUGGGAGAGUGCGUAAGGAGGCUUCUCCCCCGACAGGUGCUCGUACUGGGGGACUUCAACGCCCACUCCACGACGUGGGGCAACGACAGAACCACCACGAGAGGCAGAGAACUGGCGGACUGGGCCGCGGGUCUCGGUCUCGUGCUGGUCAACAGAGGCUCGGAGUCCACAUACGUGGGGCGGAGAGGAGCGUCGGUCAUAGAUCUGACGUGGGCGACGCAGAGGCUCCACCCCAGAAUAAGGAACUGGCGGGUGGCCGUAGAGAUGGAAACGCUAGCGGACCACCUCUACGUGCUAAUGGACAUCGAACCCGCCAAGAGAAGCACGAGCGGCGACAACAACAACAACGUCGAGGGAAGGACAUCGAGCCGCCCGGGGCUGCCCCCUCCUCGCCGAUGGAAACUGAAGGAGAGGGACGGGGACAUGCUUCGGGCAACGGCCACCGUAGCGGCUUGGUGCUGGGACGCGAAGAGGAACAAGAACCGAGGCAACGUGGACGGGGAGGCGCAGGAAUUGGGAGAAUGGAUGAGGAGAGCCUGCGACGCCUCCAUGCCGCGAACCAGCGCCGGGUCUAGGCGCGACAACAGCAGCGUCUACUGGUGGUCGCGGGAGAUCGCGGACCUGCGAGACGACUGCCACAGAGCCCGCAGGCUGCUCGCCAGGGCGAGAAGAAGAGGGCGGAACCGCAACGAAGAGGAGAUCCUCGAGAGGUACAGGGCCCACAGAGAAGCCAGAAUGGCCCUGCAAAGGGCCAUAAAGGAAGCGAAAGAGGCGUCGUGGAAACGGCUGUUGGAAUCCGUGGAAUCCGAUCCAUGGGGAAGACCGUACAAGACGGUGCUGAAGAAACUCAGGCCGGCGGCUCCCCCGAUAACCGAGAACAUGGAUCGGGAACUACUAGCACGGGUGAUCGACACGCUGUUCCCACGACCGGAAGAAGAAGGAGGCGAAGAGGAGGAAGACUCCCCGAGGCGCCGCGAGGAUACGGAACAGGCCCCCCCGGAGGAGAGGGGAUGCACUCGGAGCGGCGGCGGCGGACCGGCGACGGAUCAACCCGGAGCGCACAUAACGAGGGAGGAACUGGAAGCAGCCACCAAGAAGAUGGCUGCCAAGGACGUGGCGCCGGGGCCGGACGGAAUCCCCGGGCGGGUGUGGGCGGAGACCAUGGACAUCAUGGCCCCCCGCCUGCUGCAUCUGUACAACAGAUGCCUGAGGGAAGGCGCAUACCCCCGGGCGUGGAAGGUGGCGAGGCUGGUGCUGCUGAGGAAGGAGGGUCGACCGCCGGAGUCCCCAUCGGCGUACAGGCCGAUAUGCCUCCUGGACGAGGUGGGCAAGCUCUUCGAGAGAGUAAUCGCCUCCCGUCUGGGGGCGCACAUGGAGUCCAGGGUACCAGGCUGGCACGACAACCAGUUCGGGUUCCGUCGCGGGAGGUCCACCAUCGACGCGAUCCGCAGAUUGAGAGAGGGGGUGGAGAGAGUGGUGGCUCGAGAAGGGAUCGCGAUAGCGGUCUCCCUGGACAUCACCAACGCCUUCAACUCGAUCCCGUGGAGCAAGAUCAGAGAGGCCCUGCGAUUCUUCGAGGUUCCGGGGUACCUCCGGAGGAUAAUCGGGGCAUACCUCCGGGAGAGGUGGAUAACGUACAGAUCCACGGAGGGAGAGGAGAGAAGAGCGGUGGAGCGCGGAGUGCCGCAGGGCUCGGUCCUGGGACCGAUGCUGUGGAUAACCGCCUACGACUACGUGCUCCGCACCCCGAUGCCCGGAAGCACGGGACUGAUCUGCUACGCGGACGACACCCUGGUCGUGGCAGGAGGGCGCUGGUGGUACGAGACGGCGGAGGCUGCCACGGAGGCCACCCGGCGAGCGGCGAGGGCCAUCGGAGAACUGGGGCUGAAGGUCGCUCCGGCCAAGACGGAGGCGCUCGGGUUCUACGACAGAAGACGCAGAGGACCGCCCCCGGAUGGACUGACGAUCGACGUGGACGGGGUAGGGGUCCGGGUGGGGAGCCAACUGAGGUACCUUGGCCUCAUCAUCGACGACCAAUGGUCGUUCGAGCCCCACUUCGAGAGCCUCGCCCCGAAGGUGGCGGCAGCGGCCAACGCCCUGUGCGGCAUCCUCCCGAACAUCGGAGGCGCCGGGAGAGCGGUGCGCAGGCUGUACGACGGGGUGGUCAGAGCCCGAGCGAUGUACGGUGCGCCCAUCUGGGCGAGGGAUCUGGCCGCGAGCAGGCGAAGUCAGGCACUCCUGCGGGCGGUUCAACGCACCACCGCUCUGAGGAUAGCGAGAGGGUACAGGACGGUGUCGCACGCGUCCGCGACCGUCCUGGCGGCAUCCCCUCCAUACGCGUUGCAAGCCCUGGCCCUUCAAAAGGUGUACGGAGCCACGAGAGUCAGGGACGGGGAUCGAGACGAAGACCCUCUGCAGGUGAGGAAGGAGAUAGAAGAGGAGACAUGGGAGAGAUGGCGGCUCCUACUGGAGAAGGAGGCGAGGAAGACGUCCCACCGCGCGGUAGACGCGGUCCUGCCCGUCUGGGACAGGUGGAAGGAAGCGCGGGGCGUUCCGCUGACCUACAGGCUGACCCAGGUGCUCACCGGGCACGGAGUGUUCGGGGAGUUCCUGAAGAAGAUUCGGAAGGAGGUGACCAACAUCUGUCACCACUGCGGGGAGGCGGAGGACAACGCCCAGCACACUCUGCAGCACUGCCCCGCGUGGGCCAUGCAGAGACACACCCUGACGGUGAAGAUCGGGGACGACCUGUCCCCGAGGAGGAUCGUGGAGGCGCUGCUACGUAGCCGGUCGGACUACGAGGCAGUGAGGGACUUUUGCGAGCAAAUCAUGCUCGCGAAGGAGCGGGCGGAGCGGCUCAGGGUCCGAGCCGAGCACCCGGCAAGGAUACGACGCGAGAGAAGUGGGCGCAACGGGGGGAGGCCGCCAUCUCCCCCAACGGAUACGGAAACAACAAGAGGAAGAUGA